Chaetomium strumarium is the source of this 753-nucleotide messenger RNA. RefSeq lists its product as uncharacterized. The transcript has 2 exons. Lineage: Eukaryota; Fungi; Ascomycota; Sordariomycetes; Sordariales; Chaetomiaceae. The record is from RefSeq and is a predicted model, not a curated record. The coding region runs from base 310 to 606 and encodes 98 amino acids.
GGCUCCGUAACGGCCCCAAACGGCGUCGGCGACGGAGGCCGGAAGGCGUCGCCCAUUCUACUUCGUUCACACCCCAUUGAGCCGUUGAGCACGCACCCCGCGGAUUCGCGAUGGCGGUGCAUUUUCAGCGCCAGGAUCCCGUUCCCGGUUCGGGGACGCGAACCAACUGCGGCCAAUCCUCGAGCCUCGGUGCUGGCCAGGCUCGCUCAUGCUAUUGUGACCUCCCGUUUUUCCCCCUAAAUUCCAGGACUCCCUUCUCCCUUACCUUCCCGUCGUUCUUCCUACUCCUAACGCUCUCCUCGACUCACGAUGACGGUACCACGACAGUCGCGCUUCUCUGAGACGGGCCAGGGUAGAGUUAAUGCGCUCCUCCAGGCUUAUACGGCUAGUGCCAUCGAGGAGGAGGGCAAUAAGAAGCCCUUCGUUGCUCUGGGCACGAAGGCGGAGCGCGAUAGAAUAUGGGACACCUGGACCGAAAUAUUGCGAGAUGUGCCAUGGCAGCUCUAUCUAACUCCAAGCAUACCCGAAGGGGACGUUUUCUACAAACAAUUGGCGAGGUGGAAGGCUUUCCGCAAUUGGCAGAAAUACAACCGAGAUAUACAAUAAGGAAGAGGAGUUUGCUGUGUAUUUUAAGAAGGAGGUGUGACGAAACCAGGCAGUCCUGCCUCUGAAAGGGUUCGCCGGUCGAAGGUAAUCUGGUCGUGCUAUAGGUCUCGGUAAAGCCAAAAGGUUCACAACAAUACAAAUCGCAAU